AUGCUAGGAGCAUCAACAGGAGGUCUGUCAAGCGGCGAUGCGAGCAAUGUCUCGCUCUCUGUCAAUUAUCUGCCGACCAAGUUUUCGAGCGGGAUGCUUAAUGCCGAGUUGGAGGGGAAGAGCGGGACGAGGAGGAGGAGAGGGAAGGGGGCUAUCAGGGAUGUUGAUGUGAUGUUGAAGGUUCCGAAGAUGGGAGGAGGGUUGGAUGCGUUCAAGGCUGGUGAAGCUAGGAUGGGAGGGGAGGACGAGGAUGCCGACCUAUAUGACACUAGUCGGUCGACGUCGAGCAGCUUUGGAAAAGUCAUGUUCUGGAAGAAGGACAAGAAACGACGCCAAGGAUCAUCACCGCCUAAAGAAAUGCGAUGGAACCGCUUCAAAUGGAUACUAUUCAUCUCCAAUACCGUGCUCACAAUCUACUCCUUCGCAUGCCUCAUCGUCUGCCUCCUACUCUGGUUCGGUGCCUGGCAACACGCGGACGUCGUGCGCGUAGGGAACAGGACGGAACUCAUUAUCUCCACUCUCGCCUCGUGUAUGGGGUUGUUCACCUGUUUGCUUGGGUGGGCUGGGAUCUUGAUGAACAACCGGGUGUUCUUGGCGAUUUACAGUUUCCUGCUGUGGAUCACAUUCAUUUUCCUCGUCAUUCCCGGAUACCUCACCUAUAAACGACGCACGUUCAACCUCGAAGGCAAGAUCAAUGCGCAGUGGUCGAGGGAUUUGGGACCUGUUGGAAGGAUUACGAUCCAGAACUCGUUGUCGUGUUGCGGGUAUUUCAGUCCGUAUGUGGAGGCGACUGUCAGCCAGACGUGUUAUAGCCGAAGCGUAUUACCUGGGUGCAAGAAGGCGUAUAUCGAUUUUGAGAGGGACGUGUUGCAGAAGUGGUAUACGGUGGUGUUCGCCAUCGUUCCCGUCCACCUCGUCAUUAUGACUGCCGCGUUGCUUUGCUCCAACCACGUCACCUACCGCUUUGGAAAAGGGAUGAUGCCGAAGAGGUAUAGGUUGAGUUUGAGUAGUAUGGCGCUGAUCAUGGAGAAUUAUGCCCAGCAGUUGGUGGAAAGGUAUGGGACUGAUGUGGCCUCGGAUAUAAUGUCCCAGUCGAAGAGCCAAGUGAAGUUGGGUUCGCAGUUGCCUCAGGAUAUGGCCCCGACUUUACCGUAUCUGGCCUUGGGGAAUGUUGGGUCACUUUCGAGUGCUGGGACUAGUUUGUUGAACAACAGCAGUAAAUGA
Coprinopsis cinerea okayama7#130 is the source of this 1224-nucleotide messenger RNA. RefSeq names its product tetraspanin Tsp2. Gene Ontology annotation, cellular component: membrane. The coding region runs from base 1 to 1224 and encodes 407 amino acids. The record is from RefSeq and is a predicted model, not a curated record. Lineage: Eukaryota; Fungi; Basidiomycota; Agaricomycetes; Agaricales; Psathyrellaceae. The transcript has 2 exons.